AUGUACCAAAAUGCCUCAAGACUUCAGAAGUUUCAGAAGAGACAACCUCAGCAGGCAAAAUGCCAUUUUAAUCAAAGCAGUCAGAAACCCCAAGUGCUUCCCUGUAUUUCCAAAAGCUUUGUUGGCUUAGAAAAAAACAUCACUCCUCCAUCUGUUAGACAAGCACAGUCUACCAUGGACUUCAUGGAUCUAAAAUACAGUGACAUGUUUAAGGAAAUACACUCCAGUGAUAAAGGCCCUGGUAUUUAUGAAAUGUUUGGGACUCCAGUAUACUCUCGUGAGCCGACAGGACAUGAGAACUGGUGUUGCAGGAAUGUGCAUUCUGCUCCAGCUAGGAGACUCAGCAUUAAAAAGCAUAAAUCUAAUCAUCUCAGCAAGAAAAUCAGCAGAGCAAGAAAUACCCAGAGGAAAACACAUCCCAAACCACACACAAAUCCUCGUGGCAUUAAAUGGAAGCAUAAGGAUUUGAUGUCAAGAGAGGCCUUUGAGUUGGGGGAUAGUAGCCAAGAACAGAGUGAAGGCAUAAUCGCUUCUAACUCAGAUGGGCAAACAAACAUUUCAAGGAAUUCUUCACCAUUUUAUGACAGUGAUGCUCAGCAGCUUCCAGUUUCCACAAAGUUCACACAAUCUGCUAAACCAGAUGAAGUCAUUCCUAAUACAUGCUUAGCAGCUGUCGAAGACGUCUCACUAGAACACUCUCCAGGUGUUGGCGAUAACGGUAUUCAUGAAGUAUUUGUCACCAGCAUCCGGGAAUUACUUUGGCCACAAGUUAAAGAUCAUGCAAAGUAUGCUCCUUUUUUAAGCAGUGCAAGAGAAACAAAUGAAAACACAAGUCUAAAUAACAGCAAAUUCGUAAAUCACGGGAGAACUGAAGCCCUCGGUUGCCUUGUGGACCAGGAAGCGAUUCAGGAUUUGUGUAGUGGUGAUAAUCAAGCCUCUACAUUUUCUUCGCCGGAGAGAGUAGUAAGCUCACCUGAACAAAAUCUCCAGCAGGGAAAUGUUAACUUAACAGAUGCAUCAACGAAGUGGAUUUACCAUUCUACAAGCCCAUUUCCCCAGACAUAUCAAAAUAUCCUGAGCUGUACAAACAAUGAACAAAUAACGGAGGACUUAUUUUGUUGCUUAGCGGCUGAAUUGCUCUCUCUUGAUGGUGCAGAUGCCAGUGGUUCUAGAGUAGUUAUGAAGAAUGAAAAUGGUGAAGCACAAAAGGGACGCACUGGGAAUAAAGAAGACACUGCAACAAAUGAUGUAAAUAGUAAGAAUUGCUGUCCAACUGUCCUGGAGUCCAACAGGGAAAACAGAUUCUUCAGUGAAGUAAUAUUUUCAGAAAACAGCUUAACUAAUGAAGAUUCUGUCAUGUGGACCAAAGGUGAAAUCCUUGGAAAAGGCGCCUGUGGCACAGUGUACUGUGGACUUACAAGCCAAGGGCAAUUAAUAGCAGUGAAACAAGUAGCACUGGGCACCUGUGAUCAAGUUGAGACUGAAAAAGAAUACCAGAAAUUGCAAGAAGAAGUUGAGAUUUUGAAAACCCUCAAACACAUCAACAUUGUGGGGUACCUGGGGACAUGUUUAAAAGAUAACGUUGUGAGCAUCUUCAUGGAAUUUGUUCCUGGGGGCUCCAUUUCAAGUAUUAUUCACCGUUUUGGGCCAUUGCCUGAAAUAGUCUUUUGUAAAUAUACAAGACAAAUUCUGCAUGGAGUUGCAUACCUGCAUGAAAACCAUGUGGUGCACAGGGAUAUUAAAGGCAACAAUAUCAUGCUUAUGCCAAAUGGUGUGAUCAAGCUCAUAGACUUUGGAGGCGCAAAACGUUUGGCAUGUGUAAGUCUGACUGACGCACACAGUGAACCACUCAAGUCUGUCCAUGGCACUCCUUACUGGAUGGCACCGGAAGUAAUAAACGAAACUGGCUAUGGAAGAAAAUCAGAUAUCUGGAGCAUUGGCUGCACUGUAUUUGAGAUGGCCACAGGAAAACCACCACUGGCAUCCAUGGAUAGAAUAGCAGCCAUGUUUUAUAUUGGGGCCCAUAGAGGACUGAUGCCUUCAGUACCCAGUCAUUGCUCAAGAAAAGCAGCUGAUUUUGUCCAUGUGUGCUUAACUAGGGACCAGCAUGAGAGGCCUACUGCCCUACAGCUGCUACAGCAUCCGUUUGUUACAGGAAACCCAUGA
Molecule: messenger RNA, 2166 nt
Organism: Gekko japonicus
Lineage: Eukaryota; Metazoa; Chordata; Lepidosauria; Squamata; Gekkonidae
Gene: MAP3K19
Product: mitogen-activated protein kinase kinase kinase 19
Biological process (GO): protein phosphorylation
Molecular function (GO): ATP binding; protein kinase activity
Source: RefSeq, a predicted model, not a curated record